AGAGAUGAUAUGUAUAUCUAUGUAGCCUACUACUUCAAAGUUAUUAUGAUGCAAUAAAUUCAUACAGGAGAAUGCUAAUGUACAAUACCAUAGUUGGUAAAAGCCACAACGUUUACUGCUCACUUAAAGCUGCAAACUGGUUACUGAAUAAUUACAAAAUUUAGGUCAAAGUCACAGGCUAGUUACUGGCCCUUUAAUUAUUAGACACCCUAUCUAUAGGCUUUACCACAUUGCAAAGAUUGUAUAGCAAGUCUUUCCUAUCUUCUGAAGGCUCUUUUAUCCUAAAUUAGGUCUGUCUGCCUUUUUCUAUCUUACCGUAUUGUUGAUAGGAAGCAUUAUACUUUGACCACUGAGUGAGACCUUUUGUUUGGAGCCCAGACUGGCUCCGACACAUCUAAACUAAUCAAAGCACCUUUGUUUUGAUGUAGCAGAACGAGUCUGUCUGUCUGUCUAUCUCUGUCUAGGCAAAUCUACUCAGACAGACUUGGAAGUUGAGUGUCUUCUGAACUUUUUCUUCCACAGUAUAUAGUCUGACUGCUUGGGUUGGCUGGACUUUGACCACAUAUCAGACAGAAAGCUGAGUCAAACUUUAAAGUGCAAGUGUGGCCUUUCAAAAAAUAUUUGACAGAAUAAAAGAUGGAAGAAAGGGUUCCAGUGGGCUGCGGAGCACAGACAAGGAAAGGGGACAAACACUGUCUUCAGGACCUAAGGCUUGUCCUCUUGGGGCACGACUGGCUGGAAAAGAGUUUGACAGGAAACACCAUCCUCGGCCGACAAAUGUUUGAUAUCAGCAGAGACGUGAAGAUGUGUGUUAGGAGACAGGGUGUUCUCGACAAUGGCCGUACAGUUAUUGUUGUCAACAGCCCUGAAAGGUGGAUCCACUACUCUGUCCGAGAGCCCGGCCUGGUGAACAACAACAUGGCAGCCUGCAUGGCCAUGUGCCCGCCAGGACCUCACGCCUUCCUCAUGGUCAUACCCAUCAGCCCUCACCGAGGCAGGGAGUGGACAGUUGAGGGACCUCUUGAGCUGCUUAAUGACACAGUUUGGAGAAACACGAUAGUAAUAUUCACCAGAUGUGAGAGACUGAAAGGAUUGUCUGUAGAGGGUUACACUGCAAGACACAGGUUUCUCCGAGCAGUUUUGGAGAGGUGUGGACAUAGAUACCACCUUUUAGACACAAGCAUUUGGGGAGAAGAUGAUGAUGCUCAGGUUGUGGAACUUUUGGAGAAGAUUGAUAUAAUGGUUGCAGCCAACAUAAAGGCAGAAGGAGUUGGUUUUGUGACUACAAACGAGAAAGUCUCCAGAAUAACCGGGAUGGAAAGGAAAGAGGUAGAAGAGAGGGCGAUUCUGAGGCGAAUGAAUGUGCAGAGGGGCAGAAGCACACUCAGAUCUCUAAUGGAAGAGUCUCCUCCGAUCUCAGUACUUCGAGUUCUCAUCACAGGACCAAAGCAGGUUGGGAAGAGCUCGGCUGGAAACACCAUUCUUGGCGAGGACGUAUUUCCUGCUGGACAUCCAACAUCAGAGUGCACUGAGAGACGGGGUGACGUUCACAAAAAGCAAGUCACUGUGAUUGAGGCUCCUGGCUGGCAUGGGAGAUACUGCUCAGAGGACACUCCACGGGUGGUACAACAGCAGAUUACCCACAGCGCAUCUCUGUGCGCCCCCAUUUCCCAUGCUGUCCUGGUGGUCGUACGCUGCGAUGAGUCUUUCACUGAAACGGACCGGUUAAAGGCGGAGGAACACUUGAACUUGCUUGGAGUUUGGGGGUGCACUCGAGUCAUCGUGCUGUUCACCUGGGGAGACAAACUGGGAGUCACUCCCAUUGAGGAGCACAUUGAGAGAUGGCCUGCCCUUCAGUGGUUGGUGGACAAAUGUGGGAAUAGAUAUCAUGUUUUUGAUAACUUAAACAGGGUCGGAGACAUUCAGGUUAGAGAACUGCUGUCGAAGAUUGAGGAAACAGAGGUGGGGAAUGACACUGAACAAUUGUUGCGUAGUUUUAUGAAACUCCAAGAAAGCAACAAGAAGCUGGAUCAAAUUUACCAAAAGAAAAUGAGACAGCUCAAGAAGGCAAGGAGGGCGAAUGAUCUGCUGCGGCAAGCAAUCGAGGAGCAGGAGAGGAUAUUAGAGGACAUGAUUAAAACAGCUAAAGAGAAGGAUGAGCAGAUCGAAGCUCUGAAAGCGGCGAGGGAGAAGGAGUCAGGAGAGAGAGCAAAUAAAGACGCUGAAGAAGAGAUUGGCAGAAGAUUAGUGGAGGCUGAGAGGGAGAACAACCAGCGCAAACAAGUCAUUAUAAGGAAAGACAAAAUGAUAACAAGCCUGAGUGAAAGAUGUGCUGAAAAUGAUGACGUGAUUAAAGCUACAAAGCAAAGUAGUGAGGUAGAAAAGGACGUUCUGAAGGAAAGAGUGAUGGAACAAGAGAAAGAGGCAGCAGCCUUUGAGAAAAAGUGUGAAAAGAAAGACAAAGAGCUGGAUCAAAUGAUGAUGAAUCACAAAAGAGAAGCAAAUGAGCUUAAAGAGACAAUUGAACAGCUGAAGAGAGAAAAUGAAGAUACAAAGAAGGUGUUGAAGGCCACAAUUGAAGGGAUGCAGAUGCACUAUCCGAAAAAACAAACUGAUAGAGCAAAUGAAACAAAAAAGGUGCACUUUCACAAAGGUAACCACCACAGGGAAACAAUGACGGACCUCAAGUCAUUGGAGGAGCUGGGUAAACAACAAAAAUGGGCGUCCAUGGUGCCAUUAACCCACCAUGGAAACACUGCUAGACCCAAGACAGAACAGAAAAGGCCAGUCGUGUUGGACAAUGACAUCAUGCUACGUGAAAAGAGAGUGACUGCUAACCAAGUAUGGCAACUUGAGGCCAACUGGACUCCGUCGUGGCUGAGGGCUGGAGGAGCUGCGCUGGGAGCUGCAGCUGGGACCCUUGCUGCUUCCUCCAGGCUGGCUACAGGGAUUAGUACCAGGUCAGCUGUUGGGGCAUCAGCUGGGGCUCUGCUGGGCUGCUUACUGGUCCAAGGAGUCAGGCCCCAGCAGGGGAAAAUGGAGUCAGACGCCAACAGCAAAUGAGUCUCAUGAGCCAUGAGAUGCCUUUUGAGUCGCCAUAAUUCACGAUUAGUAGCAGAGCGUCUGGAUAAUACGUAUAAGACCUAUAUGGAUAGGGAGCGAAUUUUAACGUGAAUCUAUAAGUUAUUUCUCAAUUAUUAUAUACUCAAUUAUUAUAACUAUUAUGAAGUUGCAACUAAUGCUUAUAAAAGAGAUGAUCAUUUGAUUAU
This is a messenger RNA of Perca fluviatilis (European perch), 3269 nucleotides long. RefSeq lists its product as uncharacterized. The record is from RefSeq and is a predicted model, not a curated record. Gene Ontology annotation, molecular function: GTP binding. The coding region runs from base 637 to 3063 and encodes 808 amino acids. The transcript has 5 exons. NCBI's taxonomy places the organism in Eukaryota, Metazoa, Chordata, Actinopteri, Perciformes, Percidae.